CCAAAAGGUUGAAGCGCGCCACCCCCUUGCAACCCGGCGAAGCCGAGGCCCUCAACGUUAUCAAGGAAACAUUAUCCAUCCAGGAAUGGUCUGAACCACAGGCCAAGUGCAUCGAGAGCAUGAACAGCUUUUCCGGUUUGUUCCUGCUUAUACAGGGCUAUCCUGGCACUGGCAAGACGUCGACAAUCGUUGCCAUGGCGUCAAUAUACGUGAUUUCAGCGGCCAUGUCCUAAUUACUGCACCCUCACACGAUGCUGCGGAUGCCAUCUGCGAGGCCAUUGAAAAAUGAACACCGUCGGCAAGACCAACCACAUCAGCUAUGUGCGCGUCUACCGACAAGUUUCGGAGACGAAGGCAUUCCGCCGGCAUGGAAAGAUCUAUGAAGAGUUUCAAGAACAAGAGUGCGACGAAGCCCCUGGAGUCAGGUUUGUUAUGGCCAACGUGGUCAAGUGGUCUUUGUCAAAUGUUCUUGGCAGGGUCGUGAGCGUUUUUGCAAACGACCCCAUCCCAACUGCGGAAGAAGUCGAGGAGCCAGCUGUCGAGGAGGAGCCCGAACACACACCCGCUGCUUCUGAAGAGUACACCGACGCCGACGCCGGGUACAUCGAUGAAGAUGAAGGCUUUACGCCACAGACCAUCCCAUUGGCUGAUCAAUUGGCAAUGAGUAACUUCCUCGAGGAACUCAAGAAGCACAACGCAACCAACAGUUACCGCAUGCCUGACCAAAGCCUUGAGGCGCACGUCUUCCGGCUUGCUUACAAGGAAGGCCGAACUGUGAUGGCAAGUUUCCCAAAAGAGGACGAACCACGUCGCCGACCGUCUUGCAGUAUUCAUGCAAGAUGUUAUCAACCAAUUGUACCAGAAUUUAAUAUCCGCCUUGAGGAGAUUACGGCUCUGACCUCUUAUAGGAGCCAGAUGCUCCUUUAUAAUAGUAUUAUCAGCACAUAUGACACUCUCCAAGGACUUAGAACUGUGGAUAGCUUCCACGGGGAAGAGUCAGGAAUUGUGAUAUUCGAUGUCACAGGAUCAAACAAGUUUAGCUUCUUCACUGAUGCUAAUUAACUCUGCGCUUCCCUUAGUAGGGCGCAAGAAGGAAUACUAAUUGUCGGAGGCUUCACUCAGCUAGCCAAGACCAAAUCGAC
This is a messenger RNA of Aspergillus versicolor CBS 583.65, 1142 nucleotides long. RefSeq lists its product as uncharacterized. The coding region runs from base 286 to 1062 and encodes 258 amino acids. The record is from RefSeq and is a predicted model, not a curated record. The transcript has a single exon. NCBI's taxonomy places the organism in Eukaryota, Fungi, Ascomycota, Eurotiomycetes, Eurotiales, Aspergillaceae.